Molecule: messenger RNA, 481 nt
Organism: Ambispora leptoticha
Lineage: Eukaryota; Fungi; Glomeromycota; Glomeromycetes; Archaeosporales; Ambisporaceae
Source: the annotation of a GenBank genome assembly
AAGUUACAUAGUGAUAUGUUAGAUAAGGUGCUGUCGGCAACACUUAGAUUUUAUGACACAACACCAAUAGGAAGAAUAAUGAAUCGAUUUUCUAAAGAUAUGGAAACAGUUGACCAAAACAUGGCUCCUGUUGUUAUGUUUCUUCUUUAUUCGUUCUUUUCUACCGCUUCGGUGAUUUUUGUCAUUUCAAUUGUAAUGCCUCAAUUCUUAGUAGCUGGUGCUUUUAUUGCAGUAAUGUAUAUAGUUAUUGGUGCAUAUUAUAUAGCUGCUUCCAGAGAUUUAAAACGUCUGGAAUCUGUUAGUAGGUCUCCAAUAUAUGCAGCAUUUGGCGAGACCAUAAUAGGUGUAUCUACUAUCAGAGCAUUUGGUGCUGAAAAAAGAUUGAUGAAAAGAAUUUUGCGUCUCGUAGAUAACAAUAAUCGACCGUUCAUAUUCAAUUGGGCAUGCAAUAGAUGGCUUCAUACUCGUGUUGAUAUAUCAG